ACGGGUUAAGUUAUCUCUUCUGUGAUUGGUCCACAGACAAGCAGCCAAUAGAAUUGGCCGACACUGCAGGGUGAGGCGCGGCUUCGACCAAUUGCGUUUCACCUACAGCUGGUGACGCCAAAUUUGUAUUUGUACGCACGAGCUGCUUUUCUCCUGGGUGGCUGUUAAAGAUGAUGGAUGCACUCUCCGUGGUGAGCCAGUUGCGGGAUCUGGCGUCCGAGCCCCAAAACCGAGAGGCCAUCGUGCAGGACCAGGGCUGUCUACCCGGGCUGGUUCUCUUCCUUGACCAUCAGAGCCCGGAAGUGUUGCUUGCAACUCUGCAGACACUACGCUACUUGGCUGAGUUAUCCCCCAACAUUCCCACUAUGAAGAAUGAACUUGGGAUGAUGGUGAGCCUGGAAAACCUCAUGGGAAGGGACGACCAGUCAGUGGAUGUCACCAGUUUGGCUAAGGAGGUGUAUGGAAUUCUGACCGCACCUCCUCUUCCUGUACAUCGCACACCUGAGAGAAGGAAGAAGUCACAGUUCUUCAUUAACUCUUCCUACAAGAAGGCCAAGUGUGUCACGUUACACAUUCAGGGCCUGGACAGCGCUGACCAGCGGGGCUUGUGCGAGGAAGCUCUGCUGAAGGUUCGAGGAGUCAUCAGCUUUACGUUUCAGAUGGCGUCCAAGAGAUGCACCGUGCGCAUUCGCUCUGACUUACCCACUGAGAGCCUUGCUUCUGCCAUCGCAGACACAAAGGUGUUGUCGGCCCAACAGGUGGUGAAGAAUGAGGCGGGAGAAGAGGUCUUCAUCCUUCUAAACCCAUCUGUAGCAGAGGUGCAUCAAAUCUCUGCUCUGCCAGACUACCUUCCAGAGGAGGAGGAGAGUCCUGAGAAGGAGGUGGACCGUGCCGUGUCCCGCACCACCGCCAAGGAUGACGCGAGCGGGAGCUGGCUUAACGCCGCAGCCAGUUUCCUCACCAAGACAUUCUACUGGUAAAAGACUCCACACAGAUGAUUUCAUUCAGGUUUUUGGCUGGACAACUGGAUUGGUUUCCUGUAAAUAUUUACUUUAAAUCUGUACUCUUUUCUUUAUUUUUGAACACAAAUCAGUAUUUGCGCAGAUAGAAUAAACGCUGCUCCUCAA
Molecule: messenger RNA, 1127 nt
Organism: Entelurus aequoreus (snake pipefish)
Lineage: Eukaryota; Metazoa; Chordata; Actinopteri; Syngnathiformes; Syngnathidae
Gene: armc1l
Product: armadillo repeat containing 1, like
Exons: 7
Coding region: 171-980 (269 amino acids)
Molecular function (GO): metal ion binding; protein binding
Source: RefSeq, a predicted model, not a curated record